CAUCUCAGGAGCUUUUAUUUUGAAGUGUGGAGUCCUGCAGCUGUUGUUAAACCUCUGUUGACAGUGGGACGAGUGGGACUACAGCACUGAAUGCUGCAAGUCACAGGAUGGACUCCAGUGGGAAACCCUCGACUGUGCAGAUCGUGGUGUUAGCCACCAGCUCAGCGCUGACUGCACUCUUCUAUUCUUUUUACAAGAGCCGCGCUACAACGGUUGCCAGAUUAAAGGAAGCCAAGAAAGUCUCCAUUGACCAGGAUUUGAAAAACCUCCUGUCUGAGACUCCUGGAAGAUGUGUCCCGUAUGCCGUCAUAGAAGGUGUAGUAAGAUCUGUGAAGGAAACUCUAAACAGCCAGUUUGUUGAUAACUGCAAAGGCGUGAUUGAAAGACUGACCUUAAAGGAGGAAAAGAUGGUGUGGAACCGCACCACUCAUCUGUGGAACAACACAGAGAAAGUCAUCCACCAGCGCACCAACACAGUUCCAUUUUCUCUCGGGUCUCACGACGACGAUAUCGCCACCGCAGUUCGGGUCAUACGUCCGCUAGACGCGGCCGAGCUGGACCUGGAGACCACAUACGAGAACUUCCACCCCACUGUCCAGUCCUUGUCCAACGUCAUUGGCCACUUCAUCAGCGGGGAGCGACCCAAGGGCAUCCAUGAAGCGGAGGAGAUGCUGCGGCUGGGAGACAGCGUCACGGGUGUCGGAGAGCUGGUCCUGGACAACAACCUGAUCAAGCUCCAACCUCCCAAACAGGGCUUUCGUUAUUUCCUCACGCGACUGGACUACGAGGCUCUUCUCAAGAAGCAGGGGAACAGCGUCAGACUGUGGAGGAUUCUGGCCGUUGUCUUUGGCGUCGCUGCUUGUUCCACACUCCUCUUCAUCCUGUGGAAGCAAUACUUCCACCACAGAGAGAGCAAGAAGGAGAGGAGCAUGCUCGAGGAGUUCAAGGAGCAGCAGAAGAAACGCAUGCGUGAACUCAACGUAGAGGAGAGCAGCGUGUCGCCCACCAGCUGCACCGUCUGCCUGAGCCGCGAGCGGUCCUGUGUGUUUCUUGAGUGUGGUCACGUGUGUGCCUGUACCCAAUGCUUCGCCGUCCUGCCAGAGCCAAAGAAAUGCCCCAUCUGCAGGGCGACGAUAGACCGGGUGGUGCCUCUUUACAACAGCUAAUGUGGUAAUACACAUAAGAUGUCUGCCUUUUCAUUUUACAGUCAUAACACAGGAAAUAUGUCUUUGACAAAGGUAUUAAUGGUGCAUUUUGUUGCCUUUUUUUAAAAUACCAAUAGAUUAAUGUUAGGCGAGUGCACACGCACACAGUUAAGCCCUUCAGAAUACACUUUAAAGGCGUAUUUAAGUGGUGGUCUACAGUUCUUAUUCUUUUGCCUUCUAAGAGUCACGCUACUGGCUGGAAUUAAGUUCAGGAAAGUCAUUUUUGCUCCUGCUUGAAUUUUUUUGUUUUGUUUUUCGCAACAAAGGUAGAAAAAGGCCAAGCUUGGCCCACUACGUUGUCGUCGAGGCACCGUCUCAUUUUCACUUUUUACAUUUUGUAUUGGAAGCGCAUACAGUCUAUUCAUUCUACCUGAACAUUCUUUUAAUAAUGGGAUUUUGCUUUGGUGAGUUAAUAAAGGUUGUGUUUUGUGAGCCAGAGGAAAAGGUUGUGGUUCACACACACAAAAACAAUUCUCUGCAAGACUCUGAAGCAUGAGGUCGGGUACAAGCUUCUCUCAGGUUGUUUGGGAGAAAGGGAACAGGCUGACCCUGUCCCGUUUUCUUUUUUUCUUUUGCUGCUAUAAAGGCACAUGCUGCAUGUGCUCAUGUUCUACAAGCAUUGAGCUCAGAGCACUGACUGUACUGACAUCACAUGUAAGAGUUGUUAAAGGGUCCUGCACAGGGGCGCCCUCUGAACCAUCACAGACUCUGAUUGUUGGACUUUUCUCUGUGUCUGUGUGCAACAGAAAUCUUAUUAAAGAAAAAUGCAACGUAGACCAAAUACUCAGUGUCACUCAAUCAUUGUGUAAAAUAUAGACACAAGGAGAAAGGAGUUUGGAGGAAAUGUAGAUUUCUGCCAGGAGAGGGGGAUGUCUGGCUGUGAGGAAAACAAGCCAUUGAAGAUUUGGAAUCCAGAGAACACGAAUAAACACGAAAUGUUGAAGCCACAUGCUCCCCCAAUGCAAGCAGCUCUUCUCACCUCCUGCUGUUUUUUUUUUUUUUAUUUAUUAUUAUUUGACCUCAUUUCAAACUGGCUGUACAUUGAAAUAUGAGGAACAGAUAUAUUUUAAAAGCCAUUUAUCCAAAGGCAAUCUUUAUGUAUAGCUUUGUGACAUAAAAAUCAACAACUCAAUGGUUGAAGUUUCACUGUGAUCCAGCCACAUUUAAAAAAUCUUUAUUCUGUUUUUUUAAAUUAUUGAAGCACAUUUUUAGCCAGACAAUUGAAAAGCAGAAGUGGAGCCAGCUUAGAGGCUGGAGAAUAAGCUAAAGCUUGAGUAAAUGUUAGGCCAGCAGGGGCUCCCUCUCUGGCUCUAUAAAGCCAUAUUAAAGCAGUUUGCACAGAAGAAUCCCCGUUUACUUUCAACUGAUUCUUUAUUAUUUCAUAAAAAUCCAUUUUAUCAUUCCACGUCAUCCCGUGAGUGUUUUAUUGUACAUUGCAU
Molecule: messenger RNA, 2644 nt
Organism: Anarrhichthys ocellatus (wolf-eel)
Lineage: Eukaryota; Metazoa; Chordata; Actinopteri; Perciformes; Anarhichadidae
Gene: mul1
Product: mitochondrial E3 ubiquitin protein ligase 1
Exons: 5
Coding region: 108-1166 (352 amino acids)
Biological process (GO): organelle organization; protein ubiquitination
Cellular component (GO): mitochondrion
Molecular function (GO): ubiquitin-protein transferase activity
Source: RefSeq, a predicted model, not a curated record